Molecule: messenger RNA, 3602 nt
Organism: Columba livia (rock pigeon)
Lineage: Eukaryota; Metazoa; Chordata; Aves; Columbiformes; Columbidae
Gene: DDHD2
Product: DDHD domain containing 2
Exons: 16
Coding region: 60-2237 (725 amino acids)
Cellular component (GO): cytoplasm; COPII-coated ER to Golgi transport vesicle
Molecular function (GO): metal ion binding; glycerophospholipase activity; triacylglycerol lipase activity
Source: RefSeq, a predicted model, not a curated record
CGUCUGAGCCGGAAUCGGCGUUUCCGAGGCCGGCUCGAUCCCCCGGUCCCUGCGGCACCAUGGCUGCGCGGGAGCCGCCGCCGCCUCCCCCGGCCCCCGCCGAGCCCGACGCCGCCGGCAGAUACGAGGCGGUGGCUCCGCACUGGUUCUACCGCAAGGUCACGGACACGCGGGAGCGCUGGGUCCCCUUCAGCGCCCAGGACUCGGAGCGGCUGGAAGAGGCGCACAGCUCAGGGAGAGACGACGAGGACCUGGUUGUCCCGACGUCGGGGGGCAGGUACGACGUGCACCUGAAGAAGCGGCAGCGCGUGGCCGUGUACUGGGACGAGGAGGUGUCCGAAGUGCGCCGCUGCACCUGGUUUUACAAGGGAGACAAGGACAAUAAGUAUAUUCCCUACUCGGAGACCUUCAGCGAAGAGCUGGAGGAAGCGUACAUGGUCGCUGUGACCCUGGAUGAGUGGAAGAAGAAACUGGAGUCCCCCAGCAGGGAGAUCAUCAUCCUGCACAACCCGAAGCUCAUGGUGCACUACCACCCCGCGGCCGCCUCCGACGACUGGGGCUCGACUCCCACGGAACAAGGUCGGCCUCGGACGGUGAAGAGAGGGGUGGAAAACAUCGCUGCCGAGAUCCCCAACGGGGAGCCGCUGCAGAUCGAUCACCUGGUGUUCGUGGUGCACGGGAUCGGCCCGGCCUGCGACAUUCGGUUCAGGAGCAUCGUGCAGUGCGUGAACGACUUCAGGAACGUGUCGCUGGGGAUGCUGCAGGCGCAUUUCAGGAGGGCGCAGGAGCAGCAGCAGAUCGGGCGCGUGGAGUUCCUGCCUGUCAACUGGCACAGCUCCCUGCACUCCACCGGCGUGGACGUGGACCUGGAGCGGAUCACCCUGCCCAGCAUCAACCGCCUGCGUCAUUUCAUCAACGACACCAUCCUGGACGUUUUCUUCUACAACAGCUCCACCUAUUGCCAAACCAUCGUGGACACGGUGGCGUCCGAGAUGAACCGCCUGUACCAGCUGUUCCUGCAGAGGAACCCGCUCUUCACUGGGGGGGUCUCCAUCGCGGGGCACAGCCUGGGGUCGCUCAUCUUGUUCGAUCUGCUGACGAACCAGAAGGCCGGGCCCGAGGAGGACGAGUGCAGCCCAGGGGUACGUGCUCCCCGCGGCACACGGGGCACAGACCCCAAAAUACACGGGAGAAAAUCGGUGAGCGAAAAGCUUGAUCCCUGCCGGCUCUGUUCACAGGGGUCCAGGACAACCCCGAGCAGCGGGGGUGCUGAGGAGGUGAAGGAAAUCCUGCAGAAGCUGGAGCUGUCCGAAUACUGCGAUGUGUUUGAGAAGGAGAGGAUGGACCCGCAGGCGCUGUUCUUGUGCACGGAGCGAAACCUCAAAGAAAUGGGAAUUCCCUUAGGACCAAGAAUGAAGAUACUUCAUUACAUCAGCUCCAAGACGGAGAUGCAGGACCAGAACGCAGCGGCUCCCGGGACCGCGUCCCCGUCACAGCGCGACCCAGACGGCACGGGCGACGGCAGAGAUUGCCAAUACCGCGACGUUGGCCUGGGACAGGUCUCGGCCAACUACCCUCAGCUGAACUACAAGCCCACCAUCUUCUUCGCCUUCGGGUCGCCCAUCGGGAUGUUCCUCACGGUGCGAGGGGUGAAGCGCAUCGACCCCAACUACAGCCUGCCCACCUGCAAAGGCUUCUUCAACAUCUUCCACCCGUUCGACCCGGUGGCGUACAGGAUCGAGCCCAUGAUCGUCCCGGACCUGGAGUUCGAGCCCAUGCUGCUGCCGCACCACAAGGGCAGGAAGAGGAUGCACCUGGAGCUGAAGGAAGGGCUGACGCGCAUGAGCGUGGACCUGAAGAACAACCUGCUGGGGUCCCUGCGGGUGGCCUGGCAGUCCUUCACGCGUGGCCCCCUGCCCGCCGUGGAGGCGCCCGCUGCCGACGCCGAAGCCGAGAGCGACACCAGCGCCGAGAAGCAGCCAGACACAAAGCCCGAGGAGCCCCCCGUGGCGAAGGAGGAGACCCCCCUGCCCAUCAACGUGGGGAGGCUGAACGGGGGGAACCGCAUCGACUACGUGCUGCAGGAGAAGCCCAUCGAGAGCUUCAACGAGUACCUGUUUGCCCUGCAGGGGCAUCUGUGCUAUUGGGAGUCGGAAGACACGGUUCUGCUGGUUCUGAAGGAGAUCUACCAGACACAGGGCAUCACGCCGGAUCAGCCCUUGCCAGGGAGCCAGUGACGCCCUCUGCGGCGCUGGGGAUCCACUUCAACCGAGUACUCACCAGGAAAGUCCGGAUCUCUUCUCUGCCUUCCUCCCUCCUCCGCUGCCGUGUCCCGCAUGCUGCUUCCCCAGCACUUGCUGCUGCUGCCUGGAGAUAAGGACCCUUUUCCUCCAUUUUUGCGUAUGGGGGGUGGAAAACAACAACAAAAAAAUCAAUGGGAGGACAUUUCUGCUGGAACACACACAGCACGUGCCCUGCGAGCCCCUGUGGCAACACGUACGUUCAGCCCUCCACGUGUAAGUCAUCAGUCGCUCCCCCAGCACCGUGGCAGAGCUGCCGGGACCCCCCGGGCCGGGCUCUGCUCCCGGUUCAGCGGGACCUGGAGGAACAGAAGCCUUAAACACGCUGGGAGCCCCCGAUCGCGGCACCUCCCUGCGCUGACCCGGCACCGCGGUCCCGCGGGCGAAGCCCCGGGCACACCUGCUGGGCAGAACGUGUCCCCGCAGCCGCUGUCACCUCCCCGCGUCAGCGCCCGUGUGUCCCUGGGCUGUGCCCGGUCAGACAGCUCCAGGGCGCGUUUGUGCUGCGGGACGUCGGGCGGCUCCUCAGCAUCGUCCCCAGCACGGCUCGGGCACCUCGCGCAGGACACGGCUCCAUGUGUGACCGUGCGGGGAUGCGUCGCCCCAGACCCCCAGGCCAGGCUGGGGACAGCCCCACCUGCGCCCCGUGGGCAGCCUGGCUGGCAGGGGGCUGCGAGGGCCUCAGAUACUUGGGUUUGAAAUGCUCAACAUCCAGCCAGUGACGCUGGAGGCCAGAGCCGGAGAGUCCGGACACCGUGUCCCGGUGACCCCAGCUCUGCCCCGAGGGGGACGGGGACACGGGGACAUCCCUCCCUGUGCCCAAACCGCCCGGCCAAGGCUGGAGCCCCACGCCAAGGGACCGGGAUACGCAUCCCCGGUGCGAGAGGUCGCGGCAGCGCCAACCUUGGGAGAGCCAAACGGCUUUCCCGAAACCCCCGUGACUGUCGCCCUGCGUGGGGCGAGGAGCCUUUGUUCCGCAGCCUGCCUGUUUCUCCUCCAUCCUACCACGUUAUUUGCACUACGGGGAAGGUUUUGUUGCAGGUUCGUCCCCGCGCCCGUCCCAGGGGAACCGGAGCUGGUUUUACUGACCGCAGGAUCAGACCCGCUGCUCCUCCGCACCUGAGCUACCGGCUGCUCAGGUGUGUCCUAGGGGAGCAGGAGAAGGAGCAAGUCUUAACGCGGGACACUCUCAUGAUCAGCUUUUUAAGUUAAGCACUUUGUAAAAAAAAGGAAGAGUUAAAUACAUUUUAAGUGUUAUUUAAUGUCUUUUCCAGUAAAAGCCAAAAUAAAUAAGUAGAUGAC